Messenger RNA from Ceutorhynchus assimilis (cabbage seed weevil), 1440 nucleotides. The record is from the annotation of a GenBank genome assembly. NCBI's taxonomy places the organism in Eukaryota, Metazoa, Arthropoda, Insecta, Coleoptera, Curculionidae.
CAAAACUCCAUUUUAUCAACAAAACAAUUAUUUAAAACCAAACAUUUUUAGUGUGUACAUCAUUCGAGAGUGCGAUAAGAUUAAAUUUAUCAAUAGUUAAAAGUGUUUUUAUAAAUUAUUAAACAUGGCUAAACGUGCGGGUAGUUAUUUGUUAAAAAAAUUAAACAAAACCGUCUUUUUACAACGCAGAGAAGUGUCUCAAUAUUAUCCAAUUGACGAGCACAUUUUCGGAUUGACGCCGGAACAAAUCCAGCUCAGAGAAACCAUUUUUAAUUUAUCACAAAAAGAACUCGCCCCGAAAGCCUACGAAAUCGACAAGAAAAACAACUAUGACGAUUUGCGAGGAUUCUGGAAAAAAUUGGGAGACAUAGGGGCUUUGGGAAUCACGGCGCAAAGCGAAUAUGGUGGAAGCGACGGCGGUUAUCUGGAUCAAGUCAUCGUCAUGGAAGAAAUAUCCAGAGCUUGUCCUGCCAUCGGUUUAUCUUACGUUGCCCAUUCGAACUUGUCUUUGGGACAAUUGCACAGGAAUUGUAAUAGGGUGCAAGGACUUAAGUAUUUACCAAAAUUGUGUUCUGGAGAACAUAUAGGAGCCCUAGCGAUGUCCGAACCAAACUCCGGCUCAGACGUAGUCUCGUUACGGCUCAGAGCCGAAAAACAAGGCGACCACUACAUUCUGAACGGCACGAAAUUUUGGAUAACGAACGGUCCAGACGCUGACGUCAUCGUAGUUUACGCUAGAACUGACCCCAAGGCAAAACCUCAGCAUGGAAUCACAACGUUUAUUGUCGAAAGGGGUUUUCCAGGUUUCAAAAGCGGCAUCAAACUGGACAAGUUGGGCAUGAGAGGCUCGAAUACUGGCGAAUUGAUUUUCGAAGAUUGCAAAGUGCCCAAAGAGAAUAUUUUAGGACAAGAAAAUAAAGGUGUUUACGUGUUGAUGAGCGGUUUGGAUUUGGAACGGUUGGUACUUGCAGCUGGUUCAGUUGGCAUCAUGCAGGCCUGUUGCGACGUGGCAUUUUCCUAUGCGCAUGUUCGGAAACAGUUCAAUAAGAUGAUAGGAGAGUUCCAAUUAAUACAGGGUAAAUUAGCUGAUAUGUACACUACAUUGUCAGCUUGUAGGAGCUACCUCUACAACGUAGCUAAGGCUUGCGAUAAUGGUCAAAUUAACAGCAAAGAUUGUGCAGGAGUGUUCCUUUACGCUUCAGAAAAGGGUACUCAAAUGGCUUUGGACGCUAUACAAAUUUUAGGUGGCAAUGGUUAUAUCAAUGAUUACCCCACUGGAAGGCUACUGAGGGACGCUAAAUUGUACGAAAUUGGGGGUGGAACUUCAGAAAUUCGAAGACAGCUCAUUGGAAAGCAGCUCAACAAAGAAUACUCAUAACAAUAAUUUUUCUCAUAAAUUAAUAAAUAAAUUUUUUCAUAAGAUAAUCAAUGAGUGAAUAA